UUCCUUCAUCUACUUUCUUGGUAACCUCCUCAAAAAACUCUACAAUAUUCGUUAAACAUGAUCUACCAUGCACAAAGCCAUGCUGACUAUGCUUAAUCAGCCCUUGGCUGUCCAAAUACUUGUAUAUCCGAUCUCUCAGAACACCUUCCAAUAAUUUACCUACUACUGAUGUCAGGCUCACUGGCCUGUAAUUACCUGGUUUACUUUUAGAGCAUUUGUUAAACAACGGAACAACAUGAGCUACCCCCCUCCAGUCCUCCGGCACCACACCCGUGGCUAAGGGCAUUUUAAAUAUAUCUGCCAGGGCCCCUGCAAUUUCUACACUAGUCUACAAACCAGUUUUACAGGUGUAGACGCCGCAGGUGGUGUGAGAGGAAACAGAAGCAGGGUAGGCGGAGUGGAAUCUAAAUGGCUAAAGGCUCGCCAUGUCAGACCAUUGAUGUUGCUCACCGAUGUUCGCUCCCUGGAUAAUAAGUUGGACUGCAAUCGACUACGAAGGGCAGUCCACCGGGAGAUGAAAAACUGCAGCGCUUUUAUCUUUACGGAAACGUGGCUCAACAACAUCCCCGAUGCUGCUAUCCAGCUGGAUGGGCUGACCUUCCGAGUGGACAGGAUAGCAUCAGUGCCCGUUCCACUGUCGAAUUCUGGAAUACCACCAAGCCCUCUGCAAGUAAAGAAAAUGGAAGGCUGUAUUAAUGAGACUGACUUUGUCAUUUUGGAGGAGGGUUUCGUUGCCAUGGAUGUCAUUGACCAGAAGAUCAAUGAGAAAAAGCUCACAGGUAACACAGAUGCCUUCUACGUUGCCGACCUGGGUGAACUUGUAAACAAACACCUGCAGUGGCAGACUACGCUGCCUCGAGUGAAGCCUUUCUAUGCUGUGAAAUGCAAUGACAGAAAAUUGGUGGUUUGGAUCCUUGCUCAGUUAGACACCGGCUUUGACUGUGCCAGUAAGAACGAGAUUGCAUUGAUACAAGAUAUUGGGGUCCCCCCAGAGAGGAUCAUUUAUGCAAACCCCUGCAAGGAGAGCUCGCACAUUAAAUUUGCUGCCACCCACGGGAUUCAGAUGAUGACAUUCGAUAACGAGGAUGAAAUCUCCAAAGUUGCACGGAUCCAUCCCACUGCUAAGAUGGUUCUUCGCAUUGCCACAAAUGACGCUGGGUCCACCUGUCCCUUGAGUGCAAAGUUUGGAGCAAGUUUAGAAGAGUGCAGACGGCUGAUGGAGUGCGCAAAAGCUUUGAGUGUAGACAUCAUUGGCGUAAGCUUUCAUGUUGGAAGUGGCUGUGCUAAUGCACAGGCAUUUGCUCAGGCCAUAGCAGAUUCACGCCUUGUCUUUGACGUUGGGAUGAGUCUUGGAUUUCACAUGAACCUACUUGAUAUUGGUGGUGGUUUUCCUGGCUUUGACGAUGACAAUAUUACAUUUGAGGAGAUUGCAGCAGUGAUCAAUCCUGCAUUGCACCUUCACUUUCCUGAAGCAAGUGGAGUGAAUAUAAUUGCUGAACCUGGCCGUUAUUAUGUGACAUCUUCAUUCACAAUGGCUGUAAAUAUCAUUGGAAGAAAAAUUAUUAAUAUGGAUUCGACUAGCUCCAAUGAUGAUGAGGCUGAGAAAACCAUAAUGUACUAUAUAAACGAUGGUUGGUAUGGGUCUUUAAGACACGAAUCCGCUCCAAUAAAACUAUUAGUAUUUGAGAAACUUGGCCUUGACCAACAACUGUUUAACACAAAAGUUUGGGGACCCACCUGUGAUUCAAUAGAUUGCGUCACUGAUCACUGGAAACUGCCUAAACUGGAAAUUGGAGAUUGGCUGCUCAUUCAAAACAGAGGAGCAUACUCUGUCUCUCUCUCAAGCACGUUCAAUGGCUUUCAAAGAACCACAGUACACUAUGUAAUCACCAAAGAAGCCUGGGAAACUCUUCAGAAGAUAAAGAGUAACUGACCUCCAGCAGAAGAACAGAUCCAAGCAGUGCAGAGCUUUAAUUGCUAAAGACAAGUUGAGUAUCAGUUUUUAUUAAUUGUUGCCAGUAUUUACAAUGCUAAACUAUUCUGAAUUCUCCAUCUUAACUUUAAACUGCUCUCUGCUGUAUUUUUAUUAUGGUAUGGAUUACAAGCCAUUAAUGUUUAGUUCACCAGAACUUGUUCUUGAAAUUUCCUUUAUAAUGACAACAUUUCACUUUCGCUGUUGAUUUAUUGCUUUGGUCAGGGGAAAGAUGUGCAAUUCUAAAAACAUUAUUUUGUCACUUGAAGUGGCCAUUGUUCAAUUUAGUGCAUCGUGCAAGUCAAAUCAGUGUAAUAUGUAAUCAGUAGUAUGUAAUCAAAACUAAAUGGUGUAAGUACAUUCAUUAGAAAGGAUUUAAUCAUUAUUUACUCUAUAACUAAAGCAUUGUGGUAAUCAAUUGUUAUUUAAGAGGUGUUUUAGAAUUCAAAAACAGGUUAAAAUUCUCUAGUCUGACAUUUGUGGUCUGAUAUGUUGUGAAUUUGCAGCUCAGAUCUACACUAAGAUCUAUACUAACCUGUAGCUAAUUAACCUACCAGUAAAACGGUUGUGAUCUCAGCCGACAGUGUUUCCGACUUUGGGAAAUGUCAGGUUAUGGACAGUUGUUGGGACCCUUACGUGACCCUGGAGUGUUUAUGCUUAAAAAAAAAGUUCUCCUGCUCAGAGGAAGAUGAUCAGGGGGCAACUUCUGUGGUUCAGCACCAAUCAGGUCCCAAGGGCAGAUUAGAAGUUCAACCUGUAUUAUCAAUGCAAAAUAAAUAUUUGCUUUUGAAAUUCGAUAGUAAUAAUGCCACUGACAUACAUGCUUCAGUUUUGUUGUUCCCUGCUAUAUGACUGGUUUAAACCAAAAUGUAAUGCAUGGGAUCCAGGGAAGCUUGGCUGUGUGGAUUCAGAAUUGACUUGCCUGUAGAAAGCAGAGGGUUGUGGUGGAGGGAGUGCAUUCAGAUUGGAGGGCUGUGACUAGUGGUGUCCCACAAGGAUCAGUUCUGGGACCUCUACUUUUCGUGAUUUUUAUUAAUGGCUUGGAUAAGGGGGUAGAAGGGUGGGUUGGCAAGUUUGCAGAUGACAUAAAAGUUGGUGGUGUUGUGGAUAGUGUGGAGGACUGUCGAAGAUUGCAGAGGGACAUUCAUAGGAUGCAGAAAUGGGCAGAGAAGUGGCAGAUGGAGUUCAAUCCAGAGAAGUGUGAGGUGGUACACUUUGGAAGGACACACUCCAAGGUGGAGUACAAAGUUAAUGGCAGGAUUCUGGGUAGUGUGGGGAUCUGGGGGUUCAUAUCCACAGAUCCCUGAAAGUUACCUCACAGCUGGAUAGGGUAGUUAAGAAAGCUUAUGGGAUGUUAGCAUUCAUAAGUCGUGGGAUCGAGUUUAAGAGCCGCAAGGUAAUGAUGCAGCUCUACAAAACUCUGGUUAGACCACACUUAGAGUACUAUGUCCGGUUCUGGUCACCUCAUUAUAGGAAGGAUGUGGAAGCGUUGGAAAGGGUGCAGAGGAGAUUUACCAGGAUGCUGCCCGGUUUAGAGAGUAUGCAUUAAGAGGAGAGACUAAGGGAGCUAGGGCUUUACUCUUUGGAGAGAAGGAGGAUGAGCGGAGACAUGAUAGAGGUGUACAAAAUAUUAAGAGGAAUAGAGAGACAGCCAGCGCCUCUUUCCCGGGGCACCCUCUCAAUACAAGAGGGCAUGGCUUUAAAGUAAUUGGUGGGAAGUUCAAGGGAGAUAUCAGAGGAAGGUUUUUUUACCCAGAGAGUGGUUGGGGCAUGGAAUGUGCUGCCUGGGGUGGUGGUGGAGGCAGGUACAUUGGCCAAAUUCAAGAGAUUGCUAGAUAAGCAUAUGGAGGAAUUUAAAAUAGAGGGAUAUGUGGGAGGAAGAGGUUGGAUAGUCUUAGGCGAGGUUUAAAGGUCGGCACAACAUUGUGGGCUGAAGGGCCUGUAUUGUGCUGUAUUGUUCUAUGAUUCUAAAUAAACUGGUUGGCGAAAAUAACAACAUUUAUUAUUUCAUAUAUCCAAUGCUGAGCAUCAGUUUCUUAGGAGCCUGUUCAGAUGUAAAAUUAAAUCCCAACCCAAUCACAGUCGAUCCAAACAUAACCUGAGCCCAAGGUCUGAUAAUACUUUUGAUAUCUGACUUGAUCCAAAUCCAACAUAUAGUCAGAUCCUGUUGGGCUCGCGUAGGAUGACCAGGCUUACUGCCUCUUCCUGCCUGAAAAUACUGUAUUAGCAGGGUUAUCUAGAAUAUAGACUGGACUCCUGAUUGGGUGCUAAAGUAGAUUCCGCACAGCAAAAACAUCCCCUGCAACUUUGUUGAACUGGUCAAGAUUGACAAAGGUCCAUC
Molecule: messenger RNA, 4313 nt
Organism: Pristis pectinata (smalltooth sawfish)
Lineage: Eukaryota; Metazoa; Chordata; Chondrichthyes; Rhinopristiformes; Pristidae
Product: antizyme inhibitor 2-like
Exons: 11
Coding region: 440-1933 (497 amino acids)
Cellular component (GO): cytoplasm
Molecular function (GO): ornithine decarboxylase activity
Source: RefSeq, a predicted model, not a curated record